Molecule: messenger RNA, 2442 nt
Organism: Sus scrofa (pig)
Lineage: Eukaryota; Metazoa; Chordata; Mammalia; Artiodactyla; Suidae
Source: RefSeq, a predicted model, not a curated record
CACUAUGUCAGGUUUUUAACCUGUUGAGCCACAAUGGGAACUCCCUUACAAGAGGUCUUAAAAUGCAAAACCUACCAACAUAUAGGAAAAAGUCCAAUCUUUUACCAGAGCAAAAGGAACAUGGAAAAAAAUCCAGAGUACAUGAUGAAAUGGAACAAAGAGACAUCUGACUGUGUCACAGAAGCAAAGGAGAAAGUUCACAGCCAGCCACUCUGGCGGCAUUGACACUCUAAGCACCCUGCUUAGAGGGGCUCAGGUGACUGGAGGGCAGGGGGGGCACUCAGCUUCAGCUAACCAGUCCUCUGCAUGCUGUAUUCUGCAAGAUGUGCAAGUUUCACUUUUUGUUCUACUUUAAAGGCUUACAUGUAAAUUGGAAAAUAUUUAAAGCACCUCAAGGACAGGAGCUAUGGAACUACAAUGCAUCACUUUGCCUAUAAACCUCUGCUCAGCAUGACCUUGCCUCAAAUAUUUUUCCAAACUUUUCUGGAACCAAACAAAGGAAGGCUGGGGAAACAACCUGCAACUCAGGAUAUUCACACUCACGAGUCUAAUGAGUGAAAACUGUUGCCAAAAAUACGCCACCACUAAUGAGGGGCUCCUGCACCUGCUCUCAGCCCCAACGCUUCCUGCUGGGACAACACAGCGGAUAUAAAAGGCCUGGCAUCACAGAGCACCUCACACACACUCACACAUACUCACACACACUCACACCUCCUCCAGCCCCACCGCCUCCACCAUGGCCGCCUCCACCCUGUCCGGCUGCUCCAGCGACCUGAGCUAUGGCAGCCACGUCUGCCUGCCCGGUCCCUGUCACCCCUGCACCGGCUCCUCCUGGCAGUGGGAUGACUGUCCAGAGAGCUACUGUGAGGCCCCCUGCUGCACCCCCACGCCCCGCCUGGCCCUCGUCUGCACCCCAGCGAGCUGUGAGCCCAGCCCCUGCCUGUCAGGCUGCACCAGCUCCUGCACCUCCUCCCCCUGCCAGCCGGCCUGCUGUGUGCCCAUCUGCUGCAGGCCCGUCUGCUGCAGGCCUGUCUGUUGCACACCCGUGUGCUGCACACCUGUGUGCUGUGAGGCCUCCCCCUGCUCAGACUCCUGCUGCCAGCAGUCGAGCUGCCAGUCGUCCUGCUGCACCUCCUCCCCCUGCCAACAGGCCUGCUGUGUGCCCGUCUGCUGCAGGCCCGUCUGUUGCACACCUGUGUGCUGCACACCCGUGUGCUGCGAGGCCUCCCCCUGCUCGGCCACCUCGUGCUGCCAGCCCUGCCCCUGCCCCUGCCCCUCAUCCUGCUGCAGACCCUCGUCCUCUGUGUCCCUCCUCUGCCGGCCCGUGUGCCGCCCCGCCUGCUGCGUGCCCGUCUCCUCCUGUGGGGCCCCCGCCUCCUGCUGCCAGCCCAGCUGCUGCCGCCCGGCCUCCUGCGUGUCCCUGCUCUGCCGCCCCACAUGCUCCCGCCCCGCCUGCUGCGUGCCCGCCUCGGCCUGUGAGUCCUGCUGCUGACCAGGCCCGUCCCCCCAGGGCCAGCCAGGCUCAGGUACCUCAGCAGAAGAGCUGAGCUCAGAGACACCAGCCUUUAGUGUCCUCCAAGAGUUUAACCUCACAAAGGACACCCACAGGCCAUCUCCUUUUGUCACCAGGAAGGUCUCAAGGGUCUUCUCAGCAGUUGCUGCCAUGGCCAUCCCAGAACCUAAGCUCAGGCCUGAGUCAUCACAGCAGGUCGUCCCUCUGGGCUUUGCCCCUCGUCCGGCUCCAGCCCUUCUCCCAUCACCCUCCUGGCCUGAUUAACGCGCCCUCUUGACUGCACCUGCUUCUUCGAACGUCAUCCCUCCUGAUCUGAGCGGGGUCCUGGCCGCCUCAGGGGAGGGUGCAUACGAUGACCUCCAGGACUCAGACAGCACCUCCCACGGCCUUCCGUGGGGAGAGAACCAGGAAGACCCGGAGUCUGGGCCUGGCAGGACCCUCCAGCCUGUGCCCUGGGCCAUAUCCCUCCCUCCCCUCUGGGUAGCCAUGGUCUGCCCUCCCUGGUAGGGCCUGGGGGAGUUUAGCAGCAUUUCCUCAGCUCCUAGGUGCUGCCUACCAAAGGUGGCCAGCAGAAGAACAGCACAAAGAUCCCCCAGAAGAAUCCUUACCUUCCCAGGACCCCACCUGCUACCCUUCCAUCAACCACAGCAUCCUCAUCAGGCUGCUCCCAGCAGUGGGCCAGGCCCAGCAGGGAGACCACAGCAGAGCCACUCCUGCUGGAUGCAGGCUUCAUGCUCGGGGACCCCAUCCACCUGCCUGAGGCAUUCUCAGAGCUGCGUGGUGGCCCAGGGGCUAACCCCCCCUUCCCCAUGACCCUCCCCACAGCAGCUCACAGAGUCUGGUCAGCCUUGCCACGUUAAGGCUCUUCCCCAUGCCCACACCCCUCUUACUCGUUCUUGAGCCCCCACAAUAAAUCCCUAGCACAUCUA